AUGGUAUUUGGGAGUGGAAGAGGAAACUGGGAAAUGGUUGUUAAGGGAGCAGAGGAAACCUUAGGCAAAGUGUCGCAGUCAGUUGGUAAUGGAGAUGGGUGUCGUGAGGCAACAAAACUUUUGGUGGGGAAAUUCCUUACCGUUAACAAAAAGAAUCCAAAGAGACUCGCACCAGAAAACAAACAAAAAGAAAACCACAUAAGCCAUGGCCUAGCUCCAAUCAUAAAGGCCCGCGUGGCUGUCCUGCCAAGUCCAGGCAUAGGCCAUAUCACCCCUCUUCUUGACCUAUCGAAGCGUCUAGUCCUUCACCAUGAGUUACAGGUCGGCUUCCUUGUCAUCACAACCAACGAAUCCUCUACAGCUUUGCAAAAGCUCCUCCAUUCACCAACUAUCCCUCCUGGCCUUGACAUUGUUCAACUUCCUCCCGUCAAUGUCUUUGCCGUCGCCACUGACACUAUGCCGGUCCUUACUCGCCUAUGUGUCGUUGUAGAAGAGAGUCUCAGGUCCUUAAAAUCCGUCCUUAUAGAAUUAGGCAAGCCAAAAGCAUUAGUAAUUGAUUUGUUCUGUACUCAAGAUUUUCAAGUCUGCAAUGAACUGUCGAUUCCAGUGUACUCAUUUUUCACUGCCUCUAACGCUUUGCUCACUCUUUCUUUGUGUCUUCCAACUCUUGACCGUGAAGUGGACGGCGAAUUCAUUGACCUUCAAGAACCGGCUAAGGUGCCUGGCUGUACUCCAAUUCAAACUCAAGACCUGCUUGACCAAAUCAAGAACCGAAAAAUUGACGAGUAUAAAUGGUAUUUAAUUAAUGUUAGCCGGCUGCCAUUGGCAGCAGGGAUAUUUAUUAACUCUUGGGAGAAUCUUGAACCCGUGACAUUUAAAGCUAUAAUGGAGAAUUCAUGCUUCAAAGAAAUCCCUACACCAAAAGUUUAUCUAGUAGGACCGUUGGUCAAACAAGAAGAAACACUAACUGCCUCGGAUAUAAACUGCCUUACUUGGCUAGACAAGCAGCCGACUAACUCUGUUCCGUUUGUAUCUCUUUGAAGCGGUGGAACCUUGACAGCUGAGCAACUCACUGAGCUAGCUUAUGGGUUAGAACUGAGUCAGCAAUGGUUCAUCUUCGUUGUGCGUAUGCCGACAAAUAUUAGUGCUUCUGCUGCAUUUUUCAACGUUGGGAGUGAUGUUAAUAAGCCAGAGGCUUAUUUGCCAGAAGGGUUUACAGAGAGGACGCAAGAAAGAGGAUUGGUCGUUUCAUCUUGGGCUCCCCAAGUGGCGGUGCUUAAACACACAUCAACUGGAGGGUUUUUGUCGCAUUGGUGGAACUCGGCAUUGGAGAGUACAACUUACGAUGUGCCAAUAAUAGCGUGGCCACUUUAUGCAGAGCGGAGAAUGAACGCAAGUAUGCUAGUAGAGGAAGUUGGGGUCGCGAUCAAGCCAGGUUUAGCUGAUGCGCAGUGCAUAGUCGGACGUGAAGAGGUAGAGAGAAUUGUAAAGGUGAUGGAAGGUGAACGAAAAAAGGUAAUGAGGCAGCGGGCUGUAGAGCUAAAGGAAAGUGCUGCCAGAGCUUUGGAUAAUGUUGGGUCAUCUUAUGGUUCUCUUGCUGGUUUAGCAAAGAAUGGAUGCUUUGAAGGUUGA
Molecule: messenger RNA, 1632 nt
Organism: Jatropha curcas
Lineage: Eukaryota; Viridiplantae; Streptophyta; Magnoliopsida; Malpighiales; Euphorbiaceae
Source: RefSeq, a predicted model, not a curated record